Molecule: messenger RNA, 1878 nt
Organism: Lacerta agilis (Sand lizard)
Lineage: Eukaryota; Metazoa; Chordata; Lepidosauria; Squamata; Lacertidae
Product: loricrin-like
Exons: 38
Coding region: 1-1731 (576 amino acids)
Source: RefSeq, a predicted model, not a curated record
AUGAAUCUAGGGCAGAGAGUUAUAGUGUACCAAGGAGGUGUCAAGAAAGGUGGUGGAUGCCUUGCGGGUGCCACUGCUAGUAUCUACAACAAGUAUGGCUGCUACGAUUCCGUUUCAACUGUUUCAAACCAAGGGAAGCAACUUGCCAACUCUAAAUACAAACACAUUCAGAGCACUAUAUAUGGGGACAAAAUCAAGGCUCAGUGGACGACCUGGGCAAAGUUUGUGAUAAGACCUCAUCCUCCGACAACAGCCAAGCCUGUAAAAUGCUGGCGGCAGUGGAUCCUCGCUUCAGUUGGCGGCAGUGGGGUCUCUGUUACUUUUGGAGGCAGUGGAUCUCCUGGUUCUGUUGUUGGCAGUGGAUCCUCGAGUUCGGUCGUGGGCAGCGGAUCCUCUUCUAAAGCUGGAGGCAGCAUCUGCGGCCAGGGCUAUACAACUGAUGGCAAUCCUUGCAAACCGGGUGGAUCAACAUCUCAGCAAAGUUCUGGAAGUAUCCAGGGUGGAUCAUCAUCCCAGCAAACUUAUGGAAGUUCCCAGGGUGGAUCAUCAUCUCAACAAUCUUACGGAAGUAGCCAGGGUGGAUCAUCAUCCCAACAAACCUAUGGGAGUAGCCAGGCGGGUUCAUCAUCCCAGCAAACUGGAAGCAAACAGGGUGGUUCAUAUUCUCAAGGAAGCAACAAUAAUCCUUGUGGACUGGAUGGUUAUACCGGUAAAAUAACCAGCAGUAGCAACUGUCCACAGAGCGGACAAAGUGGAUCUUUUGGCAGUGGUGGCAGCGGUGGUAGCAGCCAAUAUGGACAGAGUGGAUCAUACGGUGGUGGCAGCAACCAAUUUGGACAGAGUGGAUCAUACGGUGGUGGCAGCAACCAAUUUGGACAGAGUGGCUCAUAUGGCAGCGGCAACAAAUUUGGACAGAGUGGAUCAUACGGUGGUGGCAGCAACCAAUUUGGACAGAGUGGCUCAUAUGGCAGUGGCAACAAAUUUGGACAGAGUGGCUCAUAUGGCAGCAGCAACAGCCAAUACGGACAGAGUGGAUCAUACGGUGGAAGCAGCCAAUAUGGGCAGGGCGGCUCAUACGGUGGUGGCAGCAACCAGUAUGGGCAGAGUGGAUCAUAUGGCGGCGGCAGCGGCAGCCAGUAUGGGCAAGGUGGAUCGUACGGCAGUGGCAGCCAAUAUGGAAAGAACAACUCUUCCUCAGGAGGCAGUCAGCCUGGUGGAAAGAACUCGACUUCUUCAGGAGGCAGUCAGUCUGUUGGACAGGGGUCCUCAGGAGGAAGCCAAUCUGGACAGGGUUCAGCAUCCCCUUCAGGAAGCCAGCAGGGUAGUCCGAGCUCAUCAUACUCUGGAGGCAGGCAGCCUGGUGGACAGCCUGGGUGUUAUUGUCCAGGUGGAAUGACUGGUUCUCAGUCAGGAAGUAGCCAGUAUGGUGGCAGCCAAGGCGGCCAAUAUGGCGGUUGGCAAGGAAACCAAUAUGGCGGCAAAAAUCAAUAUGGUGGUGGACGAUACGGACAAGGUUACCCCUAUGGAAGUAGCCAGUAUGGUGGUGGACGACUAGGCAGCCAAUAUGGUGGAUAUGGUUCACCAUAUGGAAGUAGGCCAUAUGGUUCCAGCAAGGGUUUUCAAAGCCACCAGUCUCCUAACUCAGACGCUUCUGGGAAACAACCCAUCUUCAGCCUGAUGCUUUUCAGUGUUCUGGCACCACUACUAUCUCUUAUUCAGUGGGUGAUAUAAACUUCUGAAGCCAUACCAACGAGGAAGAUUGACUUCUUCAACAGAAUACUACUUUCUAUACAAAACGACUGAGUCGAAUUUAUGGACUGAUAAAACAUUUAUUCCUCCCCAUCCCCACCCCUGGGUUAACAAUGCAAUAGGUCAUGA